Ipomoea nil (Japanese morning glory) is the source of this 549-nucleotide messenger RNA. RefSeq lists its product as uncharacterized. Bases 79 to 549 code for a protein of 156 amino acids. The record is from RefSeq and is a predicted model, not a curated record. The transcript has 4 exons. Lineage: Eukaryota; Viridiplantae; Streptophyta; Magnoliopsida; Solanales; Convolvulaceae.
GUUGAUCAACUAUUACAGCAUGUCAACUAUGACAAUCCUAAUCCAGUUGUUUUACUCAUUCAGUUUUGUCGUGCAAAAAUGCACAACAAUGAGGUUUCAAUAUCUAACACAUGGAAUGCUACCAAGAUUGUGGUAGAUGCAAAUUGUCAAGAGAUAAGUGAUUUUCAAAAGCGGUUGGAAGUUCACUCAACCCCAAAACUCUCUUUGAAUACACCAUCAAGAAUUUCGUCAGCUACACUAGAAGAUGAAAUUAAUGGGGAUACACUCAAGACCUGUACCAUUGAGCAGUUGUAUGAUUUUUCGGAGGUGGGAAGUUAUUGGGUGUUGGCUACAAUUUUACCCAUUCAGACAAUAGGCGAUUGGUGGUACCUCUCAUGCAAGAGAUGUCCAAUAAAACUAGAACAAGCAUCCAACUGUUUCUACUGUGACAAAUUUGAUAACUCAUAUCCGGAUGGAAAUUUUUGGUAUAAACUUAUAAUACGCGUUGUCGAUUCCACUGGAAAUGCACCAUUUCUAUUGUGGGAUCGGGAAUGUAAUGAAUUGUGUUAG